Messenger RNA from Chrysoperla carnea, 1527 nucleotides. RefSeq names its product BUB3-interacting and GLEBS motif-containing protein ZNF207 (gene BuGZ). Gene Ontology annotation, molecular function: DNA binding. NCBI's taxonomy places the organism in Eukaryota, Metazoa, Arthropoda, Insecta, Neuroptera, Chrysopidae. Gene Ontology annotation, cellular component: nucleus. The coding region runs from base 117 to 1373 and encodes 418 amino acids. The record is from RefSeq and is a predicted model, not a curated record. The transcript is spliced from 5 exons.
UUAAUUGUAAAAAUACAGUUUUAUUUGUGUAUAGUGCUACAAUAAUUUGUAUAAAGUAAUUUUAUAAACUAAAUUUUAGUUUUUGUACGGUAAUUAAAUAUAUUUAAAUAAAAAAAAUGGGUCGAAAAAAGAAGAAGAUGUCAAAGCCAUGGUGCUGGUACUGUAAUCGUGAAUUUGACGACGAAAAGAUAUUAUUACAACAUCAAAAAGCAAAACAUUUUAAAUGUCACAUAUGCCAUAAAAAAUUGUAUACGGGUCCGGGUCUAUCUAUACAUUGUAUGCAAGUGCAUAAGGAAGCUAUAGACAAAGUUCCAAAUUCGUUGCCAAAUCGUUCGAAUAUUGAAAUAGAAAUAUAUGGAAUGGAGGGUAUACCACCAAAUGAUCUUAAAGAGCAUGAACGACAAAGGUCUGGAGGUGGCAGGGAUUCUGGUAGUGAAGAUGAUGAACCAGCUCCUAAAAAAACAAAACCAGAAGGUUUAUUGGGCACUGCUCCUGGGCCAUUACCAUCUGCAGCAGGUAUGAUGACAGGAAUGAUGCCCCCUAUGCCUAUGGGACCUAUGGGGCAAUUUCCGCCACAUAUGCCACAUCAUAUGAUGGGGCACAUGGGUCCUCCUUUUAUGGGUCAUCCUGGGUUACCGAUGAUGGGACCACCAAUGAUGGGUCCUGGUGGUCCACCUGGUCCUCCUAAACCUCUAUUUCCUAGUGCGGCACCAUCUACAGCCGCUUCAUCGCCUGGCAUGCCUUCAGCACCUGUUGGAGCUGAUUUUAAACCACUUACGACACAAGCACCAACGUUUAGUAGUGCGACAAUAAGUGCACCACCAACCACGAACAAUGGUGAUACAAAUAAGGGUACAAAUCUUAUAGCAACAACGGGUGCAGCUAGUAAAAUAAUUCAUCCACAAGAGGAUGUAUCGUUAGAAGAAUUAAUGGCAAGAAUGCCAAAAUAUCAAAAAUCAGUGCCUGCCAAAAAAGAAACAGAGUCCCCAAGACAACAAAGUACGCCAACAUCCGAACAACAAGCAGCAGUGAAUGCUGCUCACCAAAAACAAGCUGAUGAUCUCAAUCGUGCUGUGUUAAUGCACCAACAACGUUUUCCAGCACGUCCACCUGGUGUUCCAUUUUCAAUGGGUAUGCCGGUCUCAAUGGCCGGUGGUCCCGCCACAACAAUGGCUUUAAUUAGUCCAAUGAGGCCGACAAUGGCACUUGCACAUCAUCCUGGUCUUAUUCAUGGAGGUAAUUUGAUGAGGCCACCCCCAAUGGGGCUACCACCAGGUCUGAUCGGAAUGCAUCCAGGUAUGGUAGCGUAUGGAGCUCCAAUGUUUCCAGGUGGUCCCAUGUUAGCACCCAUGAUGCAGCCGAGAUUUAGAUGAUCACCUGCCCCUUCGGGGGCCCUCUGGUUACUAUACUCAGGGCCAUGAAAAUUUAAAACAAUGUUGCAAAAAGAAAAUUUAUUGGCCCUACAAUACAAAUAUAAAUACAUAGUCCAUUAUUUAUAUGAAAAUAAUUUCGACGUCAAAAAAUAAC